AUGAAAAAGAACGACCAACUAUAUGAUUAUACUAGCGUAAAAAAUGCAUUUUUCUUUGAAAUUGGCAUUGGGAUCCCAGCCAACACCAUCCUUUUUUUCUUCCACGUCUUCAUGUUCCUUCUCCAGCACAAGCUCAAUCCCAUUGACUUGAUCAUUGGUCUCUUGGCUCUAAUACACCUAGGAAUGCUGACAAUUUUGCUAUACAUCAUUACAAAUAAGAUGUUGUCUCAGUAUUUUUGGGAUGACAUCAAAUGUAAAUCAAUCAUCUACUUGAACAGGUUUUUGAGGGGCUUCUCCAUUUGUGCCACCUGCCUGCUGAGUGUCCUCCAGGCCAUUACCCUCAGCCCCAGAACCUCCAGCUUGGCAAAGUUCAAACAAAGCUCCACAUCAGAUCCUGUGUUCCCUUGCUUUCUUGUGGGUCUUCUAUAUGUCCUUCAGUACUCAUUACUCAUUCUCUGCUACUGCUAUCUCCAAUGUGCACUCAGGGAUGUCUUUCUUAUAGGACUCAUGGCCCUCUCAAGUGUGUAUAUGGUGACUCUCUUGUGCAGACAUAAGAGGCAUUUCCAGCACCUUCACAGUUCCAAACUUUCUCCAAAAGCAUCCCCUCUACAAAAGGCCACCUCAAACAUCCUGCUGCUCAUGAGCUUCUUCGUGCUCAUGUACUGUUUGGACAGCAUCUUCUCCUCCUCAAGAACUAUGUGGAACAAUGACCCUGUUUGUCACUAUAUUCAUUUAAUUGUUUCAAAUGGCUAUGCCACAAUCAAUCCUUUGCUACUGAUCUGUACUGACAAACACAUUAUUAACUUUUUCAAAUAUUAUUUGGUGAAGAUACCACAAACUUAA
This is a messenger RNA of Sciurus carolinensis (gray squirrel), 843 nucleotides long. Its product is annotated as vomeronasal type-1 receptor 90-like. The coding region runs from base 1 to 843 and encodes 280 amino acids. Gene Ontology annotation, molecular function: pheromone receptor activity. NCBI's taxonomy places the organism in Eukaryota, Metazoa, Chordata, Mammalia, Rodentia, Sciuridae. The transcript has 2 exons. The record is from RefSeq and is a predicted model, not a curated record. Gene Ontology annotation, biological process: G protein-coupled receptor signaling pathway. Gene Ontology annotation, cellular component: membrane.